AACGUAUACGCCGUGUUGUACGCUCUGUAAAUGCGUGUGUGCGUGAAUAGAAGCAAACUGACAACAGCGGAUACACUUCGCUUGGCCAACAUCCAGUGGCUGCUAGUCGUGCGUAUUCAUUCGAGUUUGCUGGACCUGAGACAGGCCGAGAUAACAAAAGAUAUCAUUAACGAAAAGUUCAGAGAAAUUAAAAACAUAAAAACGAUAAAAGUAAAUUGUGUGCAAUAAGGUGUGUAUUGUGUGGGUGCGGAAGCGGUACAGAGUAAAAGUGGAAAAUAGCAAAACGGCAAAUUAUGUACAUACGUAGAAAUAAACGUGAAUAAAAAGAAAGUAUAUAAAAAGAAAAACUUCGAAAAAUUGUACCGAAGCAAAUUACUUUUUCGUUGUUUCCCGUUAUUCGUGUAUGCAGCCAUGCUGGGUAAUAUUUGACAUUUGCUUUGCGAUGCGUGGGAACUAAAGUGAUACAGAAGUGUAAAUAUUUUAAUUUAUAAAUCAUAUCACUAAAGUAAUUAAUAAGUAAGAUUGCGCUGUAUUCACAUAUGUAUGUAUGUGUGUAAUUACAACACCGCACCGCCCUCGUGCUAAAUUGUACAAGCUUGCUUCGUGUGAUUUCGCGUGCCUAAAAUAAAUAGCACGCCACCUACAGCCGCAGUAGCAGCAUUAAAGCAGUGAAAUCCUUAUUAAUUGCACACACAUAAUACAACAAUAAACCACAAUGUGCACUAUAACAACAAAAACAAAUGUAUAGUUGAACUCUAUUAAGCACAACAAAUAACUGCGGGCAAAAUUGAUUGCAGUCGUUGGCUUAACGAACGCAUUUGCUGCAGUUGUUAUUACUAAAUACAUACAUAUAUGUGCUUAUAUAUUAUAUGUACAUAUACCCAUAUAAAAAUAACCGAGUUUGUUUGUGCUUUAAACUACAUAUUUUCGCUUCCUUCCAACUUCCUGCUCAUUGCGUGCCUCGUGAGACUCUGGGUGUGAAAGCAGCAAAUAUACCGCAACUGUUGGGAUUUCGUGUGCAUUCACGGGAAAUGGAAAAUUAUAAAGCAGCAACGCCUGUAAUAAACAUGUGAAAUAUUAAUAAACCACACAAAAAAAAAGAAAAACAAAAAAAAAAUAGAGAAGGAAGAAACUUCAAAAGCACGUAGCGGCAGUGAAUGUUAAGCUGCUGACAAUGUAAUUUAUGGAGCAACCAGAGUGUCAGUGAAAUAUUAAAAAAAAACGAAUAACUGAAAUUUGUAUAACCAACAUAGUUACAAAAACAACAACAGGAAUUGUCAACAAAAACGAAAAAAAAAUCUUGUGUCCUUUAUCAUAUCCGCAAAAAGUAUCAUUCGUGCCGGAAAAAUUGAAAAUUUCACACCAAAGUAACUAAAAACGCACAUGUACGUGACACAAAAAAGUUACCGUAAUUAUGUUGAACGUAUUCAGUGACACCUUUGUGUCAGCUACGUGGCCUUAUGCCGCACAUACCAUGUGGCAAACAAACUAGUCACGCGUGCCUACAUAUCUAGGGAGUGCAUAAAGGCAAAAAAAAAAAAUAAUAAUAAAAAAUCAAAAAAUAAAAACAAACAAAACCAACGGUUUUAUGUAGAACAUGUGCAAAGUGGACGUAAAAUAACUAUUACAUAUAACGUAUAACCGAAAAAUAAAGAAAAUGUGCCGUUAUACUACGUCCGUUACAAACACUUUGACGGUUAUAUGUGCACGCCUGUUGCUGGCCUAAUUUUUAUGACGUACGCGUGCAGAGCCACGGAGCCAUAAAUUCAGCUUCCGGCGAGGACGGGAAAAAAGACAACAAAAAAGGAGAAAAAGCAACAAAAAGUCAACAAAAAAUCCGGCAACAGCUGGCGUUUUAAUAAGUGGAGCAACAACAACAGCAAAGCGGCGGAAAUAAAUGAAUAAGUGUUUCAUAAAGCAAGCGGCAAAGGCAAUGAGCCAUAGUGAUCAAAGAGAGAGAGAUGAAGAGGAGAGCAUAAAAAAGAGACAAUUAAAAACAAAUUUAGUAAAAUAUUAAAAAUAAUUGCGAGCAACAGAAAUUGAAAAGAAAAGUUGUAUUUUAUUGUGGGAAAAGAGGCAGCGAAAAUGUUACGGCAUAUACUAAAAAAUACCGUUAUCUGAUUUCAAAAUCAAAAUUAAAGCUUGAAAAUUACAAUAAAUAAACUGAACUCCAAGAACAGCUCAACUGCUCACAACAUUAUCGACUGAGAGAACUUUUAGAUAGCAUACCCAUAUUGACAGAGAGAAAGAGAGAGAAAGUGGAAAAGUAAAGAUCAUUGAGCGUACCAAACAAAGUUGGAUUUAAGCAAAACCUCGGCUCUCCCAGUGAGCGCACUUCAUAUUAUCGACCAUUAAACCUACUGUUUGCUACUCAAGAAAUCUCAUAAGGAGAGAGAGAUAGAGAGAGAGGAAGGGAUAGAUAUUGAAAGGGAGAUAUAUACCAUUUUGGAGCUACAACUUUAUAUCUUUCUCCCAUACCUUCCCGCUGUGCCAACCCAUUGUCCAUCAUUAUCGCUUAAGCGUGUCUUCACAGCCUCCCCGCUCACCCAACGUGGGCGUUUAGUAUGCAAAAGAAGCCACCUUUGCCGUUGACGGCAUUCAUUGGUGGUCCCACAUUGAUACAUCCCUCACAAUCGGCGACUAGUUCGAGCAGUAGCAGCAGCAUUGGCAGUGGCAUGUGCUUUCCUAGCAGUAAAGGAGGCAGUGGUGGUGGUGGUAGUGGCGGAGGAGGUGGCUCUGGUAGUGGUAGUGGCAACGGUGGUGGUUCAAGUGAGAAACAGCGCAGUAGCGGCGGACUGUGUGGCUGUAGUAAGGCGCCCAAGUCACAUUGCAUAUCGGCGACAGGCGUUCUCCUGCUCGUCCUCAUCUACACAGCUAUGGGCUCAAUCAUUUUCGUCACACUCGAAGGUGAAUUGGAAGAUAACAGUUCAUUGGAGACAGCAGUGGCGGCAUCAAAAAAAUUUCCACGUACAGAACUGGCCAAUGAGCAAAUACGAUCGCGCACUGUGGAUCGUUUAUGGUCGAUUACAGAAGAUUUGAAUAUUUUAUACAAAGAAAAUUGGACACGUCUCGCCGCACAGGAGGUGCAACAUUUUCAGGAGACUCUACUACGCGCCGUACGCCAAUCACAAAUCCAACAGCCGGGCGAACAAAUGAAUCCACCCACACACAAGUGGACUUAUGCCUCGGCGUUUCUAUAUUCAUUAACAUUAAUUACAACAAUAGGUUACGGCGGUAUCUCGCCCCGUACGCAGUGGGGCCGCAUUGCUGCCCUCUUCUACGCGCUUUUCGGCAUACCCAUCGUGUUGCUCUACCUAUCGGCCAUGGGUGAGGGCCUCUCAGCCGGCAUGCGUUGCCUCUUUCGCAAAGCGCGUUCAAAAAGCGCCGUCAGCAAUGGCUCUGGCGCUGGCAAUGGAGGUAGUGGAGGUGCAGGCUCCAAUAGCGGCAACGGUAAAUUACCACCAAAUGACAGUGGCAAGGGAACGAACAAACAUUAUCAUCACAGUAGCAGCGGCGGCGGUGGGAGUGGGAAACUACAUCCCGUACAUCACUACGGUUUGCCCAAGCACGCUUAUCAUCACAGUGGCGCGCUGGGUAUGGGUGGCCAUGCCUCCUCACACAGCCCCAGCGUGCCAAUUUCCAUAUGUGUAAUGGUCCUCGUCUGCUAUGUCACCUCGGGCGCGGUGCUCUUUCAUAAAUUACAAAACUGGACAGUUUUGGAGGCGCUGUACUUCUGCUUCACUUCUCUGGGCACCAUCGGUUUUGGCGAGUUGGCGCCCACCGGCAAUCUCACACUGUACCUAGCCUCCGCAUAUAUAUUGGUCGGCAUGGCGGUGGUGGCCAUGUGCUUCAGCCUUAUACAGACAGAGAUUGUCAUGUGGCUGCGCAAGUUCAGCGUUCAGGACCACGUAAUGCCGCAGGGUGAGGAUGUUGCGCUCGUCUCAGUCGCGGUUACGCCGAAAUCUUCCUGACAACGACCGGCCGCCGAGUUAUUGGCCAUGGGCGGCGGUACUGGCGGCAAUAAUGGCAGCACUAACGUGCCCACACCGCUCGUUGGCUUUGGCGGCAACACACUUGGUCAUCAUCAGACCAUGUUUUUCGGUCCGGCGCAUACGCUUACCCAGUACAGCUCGUUACCGCGCCGUUCGGCUGGCUCGGCUUUUCAACGCAACACGCCCAUACGGCGCUCCACUGGCAUACCCGAACACCACAUGGAGUACUUCGUGCCGCGCAGCAUAAGUGAGUUUAAUUUGUCGGGCGUGGGCGACUUGGCGCUGCCACCACCACGUCGUUACUCACCCACCAUACAACACGGUGGCAUGGGUGGCAUGACUGGCAUGACUGGAAUGCCUGGUAUGGGUGGCAACGGUCUGCCGCAUGGCCUACAGCUUGGCCCGCCACAGACGUUAAUCUGCACUGGUCAACCACCGCCACCGCAGCAGAUGCAGAUUAUGAUGAAGCCACGUGAGAAGAUGGUCACCUUCGAGGACGAGUCGAAAGCGAUGAACGUGACAGCGUCAACUGGUGUGAGUACAUCAAAUGCCAGCACAGCGACGCAUUGUCCACACGGUGUGCCGACGACACCACGUAAGGUGGGUGGCAUAAUUGGUGGCAGUAGCGGCGUCGGCGCAGGCGAUGUUUUCAUGUGACGAGAAUCGCUGAGGU
Messenger RNA from Ceratitis capitata (Mediterranean fruit fly), 4665 nucleotides. RefSeq lists its product as uncharacterized. The transcript has 7 exons. The record is from RefSeq and is a predicted model, not a curated record. Gene Ontology annotation, biological process: potassium ion transmembrane transport; stabilization of membrane potential. Lineage: Eukaryota; Metazoa; Arthropoda; Insecta; Diptera; Tephritidae. Gene Ontology annotation, cellular component: membrane. Gene Ontology annotation, molecular function: potassium ion leak channel activity.